AUUCGUGGAGAUCGACAGUUUGUCAUGAUAAGACUUAUUUCAGAGAAACCAAUAUCGAAGAAAAGCGCAAAACGAAUUCGUUAUGCCAUUCUUCUCGCUUAUCGUGGUCAGAAUUAUUUCGGUAUGCAGCUUCAAAAAGAAUAUCCAACUGUGGAAGGUUGCUUGCUAAAAGCUUUGCUCGAAAAUAAUUUUAUUUCUAAGGAGGAAUAUAAGGAUCCAUUUCUUUGCUAUUUCCAGCGUGCAUCAAGAACUGAUCGUUCAGUAUCCGCUGUUCGUCAGGUUUGUACCAUAAAAAUGCCAAAAAAUAACAAUUUUAUUACAAAUGGCAGUGAUAUUCUCAAUAUGAAAUUACCUUUAGAUAUUCGAAUUUUUGGCAUAAGACGAACGACACCAUCUUUUCAUCCUCAGAAAAGUUGUUUUGCACGAACAUAUUCAUAUACUUUACCUACUUUUGCUUUCGCUAAAAGUAAUGAGUUAACGUCGGCUGCCUUCAGGAUAACUGAUGAAACAAUCAAUGAAAUCAGUUCGGUGUUGCAGAUAUUCGUAGGAACGCAUAAUUUCUUCAAUUAUACAUCUAAAAAGCAAUACGAUGAAAAGAGUUGUUGUAGAUUUAUACAUAGUUUUAAGUGUGGACCAAAGCGGCUUUUCAGAGAUGAAAUUCGCAAUGAGGAUGUUGAAUUUAUUACGAUCUUUAUAAAAGGACAAAGUUUUAUGCUGCAUCAAAUACGUAAAAUGAUUGGUAUGGUAAUAGCUGUUUGUCGUGGGUUUGCUUAUAAGAGUGAUAUACAAAAAUCAUUCGAAAAUGCUCGUUUGGAUCUGCCGAAAGCACCUGGUCUUGGUUUAGUUUUAGAGAGGUUGCAUUAUGAUUAUUAUGAUAAAAAAUUCGCGAAUCUGCAUGGUUCAUUGAGUUACUGGGGCGAUACUAUCGAAAAUGCAGUUGAAGACAUGAGAGAGUGCAUUAUUAGCGAUAUUUUGAAAAAAGAAGUUACAACAUACAAUAUGUUAUCAUGGAUUUCAUCAUUGAUAAAUCAUGAUUUUUCUGAAAAUGACGACUCGGCAAUUCCUCCGCUGGCAAUUGCGGGAGGCAUCGCUCUUGGCAAGAUAACUGUGGUCCAAAACUCGAUGAAACGUUAA
Messenger RNA from Dracunculus medinensis (Guinea worm), 1134 nucleotides. The record is from the annotation of a GenBank genome assembly. Lineage: Eukaryota; Metazoa; Nematoda; Chromadorea; Rhabditida; Dracunculidae.